Messenger RNA from Colletotrichum lupini, 1896 nucleotides. RefSeq names its product histidine acid phosphatase. The transcript has 10 exons. The coding region runs from base 1 to 1896 and encodes 631 amino acids. NCBI's taxonomy places the organism in Eukaryota, Fungi, Ascomycota, Sordariomycetes, Glomerellales, Glomerellaceae. The record is from RefSeq and is a predicted model, not a curated record. Gene Ontology annotation, molecular function: acid phosphatase activity.
AUGGCACCCCGCCAGGGUGGCUAUCUCCGCGUUCCGGGACAGGAAGACGACUUUUCCCGGAAGCAGCCUCGUCGCAGCCGUUCCGGCUCCUCCGGCCGGAGGCAAAAAGCUCUGCCCAGCGAGAAGCCUCUCCCGGCCCUCCCGCCGCCGACGCCGACGUCCGGCGCCGCGUUUGUCGACAUUGAUCUACACGGUGACGGCUCUCACAACUCGCCCAGUAACCGCCGCCGCGCCACCAUUGCUAUCGCGCUCGCCCUGGCCUUUGUGGGAUGUAUGCUCGCAUUUGUGGUCCUGGGCUUCGCCUGGGACAAUGGCGGCGUGAGACGGGGCCCGAACGCAUUGGACGGCUUGAAGAACCUCGAGAACUGCCCGUGUAGGCCGGACGAUGACGUGCCACAGUACUUCAGGACGAGUCCGGAGUUGUGGGCGGGCCCGACGGCGACUGGUAAACCUGCCUUUAUGGCGCAGACGAGAGUAAUUCCGACGGGAACCUUUGUGCCGAAUGCGCCGCUGCAGACGGAUAUCCCUAUCGAAGGAAUGGGAAGCAAGAAUGAGAGCAUUUUCAACAUGAUGGGGUAUCUUACCCCGUAUCAACCGAGUCCUGGCUUUGGUGUUGAGGAAUACGCGCUGCCGGAAGGAGCCGAUAUCGUUCAAGUUCAGAUGCUCUCUCGCCACGGAUCUAGAUAUCCCACCACAGGAUCCAAUGUAGCCGAUUUUGGGCAGCGCAUCGCAAAGGCUGGCAAGAAAUUGAACGCCAAGGGUGCUUUGAAGUUCUUGAAUAACUGGAAGUAUCAACUGGGACACGAGAUAUUGGUUCCAAAGGGGCGUCAAGAGCUGUUCGACUCUGGCAUUUUGCACUCGUACAUGUAUUCGUCGCUGUAUAAUCCGAACAGCAAGAUCAUUGUGCGAACAACUACGCAAGACAGGAUGCUGAAGUCGGCCGAGUAUUGGCUGGCGGGUUUCUUCGGUCUCGAAUGGACAAACAAUGCCACCAUCGAGGUCAUCAUUGAGCAAGACAGAGCGAACAACUCGCUCGCCGGCUACUUGAACUGCCCCAACGCUCGCAAGCAGAAUGGAGGCGACGAUGCUGCCAAGGUUUGGAUCUCAAACUACCUCGCCAAUGCUACUGCCCGGCUGAAAGAUCUGGCGGAGGGAUAUGACUGGACCAUCGAUGAUACCUAUGCGGCUCAGACCAUGUGUCCUUACGAGACGGUGGCAUACGGCUUUAGCGUCUUCUGCGACUUGUUCACCUACGAGGAAUGGGUCGGCUUCUCCUACUCCGUCGACCUCAUGUUUGCCGGCAAUAACGCAUUCCAGAACCCCACAGGUCGCGCUGUUGGUAUCGGCUAUCAACAAGAGGUCAUUGCGCGCCUCCAGAACCAUACUCUGGGCUACUCUGGGUCUCAGAUCAACGUGACACUCGACAACAACACAGUCACGUUCCCGCUCAACCAAAGCCUCUAUUUUGACUUCUCCCACGACACAAACAUCGCCUCCAUCCUAACGGCGUUUGGCCUGAAGCAAUUUGCUCAACUCCUCCAGCCAACGCAGUACCCGGGCCCGCACAACUUCACCGUCUCCCACAUCACGCCCUUUGGCGCCCGGCUCGACAUUGAGGUCAUUAAGACGCCCAAGCCGUUCAAGGCCGAUCGUUCCGGGUACGAGAAGGACGGCGGGGAGACCAGGUAUAUUCACUUUGUGCUGAACCAGAGGACCGUGCCGCUGGGCUGGAGUUUCCCCGAUUGCGAUGUCACGAGAUUAGACGGUUGGUGCGAGCUCGAGACGUUUUUGAACGUGCAGCAGGGCAUGCCUGAGCUGGCGGCCUAUGAUAGAGCCUGCCAUGGAGACAUUGAUACCGUUCCGUACGGGACCGUGUAUGAUGGUAGACCCUUGUGA